Molecule: messenger RNA, 348 nt
Organism: Pelecanus crispus (Dalmatian pelican)
Lineage: Eukaryota; Metazoa; Chordata; Aves; Pelecaniformes; Pelecanidae
Source: RefSeq, a predicted model, not a curated record
AUGAUCACUGCACAGCAGCCACCGUUCCCCAGCAAAACCCAAAGAGUGAUGGACUGCCAAACUGAGGAAGAAGAAAACUGUGAAGAGCAGUACGACUCCGAAAACUGCACUUGCAGCUCCAAGUGUGCAUCAUCAACAGCACAAUCCAACUCAGAUUCACCAGUAACUCUUAAAAUACUACAGAACUGGGUUCCUAGAGUUUCCCACUACUUUGAUAAAGAGCACUACACAUAUGUUGGCCACCAGAUUGUCAUUCAGGAGUCCAUAGAACACUUUGGAGCCGUGGUGUGGCCGGGGGCACUGGCUUUAUCUCAGUAUCUGGAAUCAAAUCAAGAACAAUUCAACCUC